Plasmodium relictum is the source of this 1683-nucleotide messenger RNA. Its product is annotated as citrate synthase, putative. The record is from RefSeq and is a predicted model, not a curated record. The transcript has a single exon. Gene Ontology annotation, biological process: carbohydrate metabolic process; tricarboxylic acid cycle. Lineage: Eukaryota; Apicomplexa; Aconoidasida; Haemosporida; Plasmodiidae. Gene Ontology annotation, cellular component: mitochondrial matrix. The coding region runs from base 1 to 1683 and encodes 560 amino acids.
AUGGAAAACUUAAGAAAAAUAUCAUAUAACAGAACUAUUACUAAAAGAGAAAUUGAUAAAAUAUUAAUAAAUUGCUCAAAAAAAAGAUAUUUACAUUAUAAACAUAAAAAUGAUUUAUAUGAAAAACCAUUAACUAAUGUAAAAUUGAUAAAUAAAAAGCAACCUUUUAAUUUUUUAACAUCUGACUUACUAGAUAAAAGGAUUAGUUUUAUGAAUAGAGGUAACAUCCGUUAUUUUUCAAGUGAUGUACAAUAUAAAAAUUUAUACUUAGAAAAUUAUGAGAAAAUUAAAGAACACAUCAAUAGCAUAGAUAAUGAGGAAUCUGUUGUAAUGAAUGUUUUAAAGGAAAAAACAUACGAUUGUAUACAGAAAACAAAAGAGCAAUUAAAAACAAUUAUUCAUACCUAUCCUAAUACACCUAUAUCUAUAUGCACACCUAACAAUGUAAUUGGUGGAUUACGAAACACAAUAACCUUAAUUACUGAUACUUCAAUUUUAGAAAAAAAAAAAGGAAUUUUAUUUAGAGGUAGAUCAGUAGAAAAAAUUUUAAAAGAUUUCCCAAAAUGGGAUUCAGAUUGUGAAUAUCCUAUGGCCGAAGCUAUGUUUUGGUUUUUAUUAACGAAGGAAAUACCUGCAAAAGAUGAUUUAAAACUUUUUUCAAGAGAAUUGUAUUGCAGAGCCAAAAAAAUGCCUUCAUUUGUUUUUGAAUUUAUAGAUAAUAUACCACCAUUUACCCAUCCUAUGAGUCAAUUAAUAUCCACAGUAUCCUUUUUAGAAUCCUUAUCCUUAUUUAAAUUCAAAUAUUCUGAAGGAAUAUUAAAAACUGAUUACUGGAAAUAUGUUUUAGAGGAUGCAGUUUCUUUAAUAGCACAAAUUCAAGUUAUUGGUGCAUAUAUUUUUAAAAGAACGUUUAUAGACAAUAAAAUAAAAAAAGGGGAAGGUAUGCAGUUAGAUAUUGAUCUUGACUGGUCAGCUAAUUUCAGUAAAUUAAUUGGUUAUGAUGAUAACCAAGUAAAAGAUUUAUUAAGACUCUAUUUUAUAUUGCAUAGUGAUCAUGAAGGAGGAAAUGCAAGUGCUCAUGUAUCUCAUUUAAUAGGAAGUACUUUGGGGAAUCCAUAUUUAUCCUUUUCUGGAUGUGCUAUAGCAUUAUCGGGUCCAUUACAUGGAUUAGCUAAUCAAGAAUGCCUAAGAUUUUUAUUAGAUAUAAAAAAAAAGUUAGGUGAUAAUCAGAUAACAUAUGGAUUCAUUGAAAAAUAUGCUAAAGAAUUUCUGAAUUCUGGUAGAGUUAUACCUGGGUAUGGCCACGCGGUUUUAAGAGUUCCUGAUCCUCGAUUUUUAGCUCUUAGAAACUUUGCUCUAACUCAUUUUCCUAAUGAUCCAUUAAUUCAAAUACUUGAAAUGUGCUAUAAAGUAAUACCUGGAAUUCUUUCAGCUACUGGUAAAGUUAAAAACCCUUAUCCUAAUGUAGAUUGUUACAGUGGUUCAUUAUUAUAUCAUUAUGGUAUUAAAUAUCCUGAAUAUUAUACAGUUCUUUUUGCCAUUUCUAGAUCUAUUGGUGUAAUGUCCCAGUUAAUUUUAUCUAGAGGGCUCAUGUAUCCUUUAGAAAGACCUAAAUCAGUAGACAUAUAUAGUUUAAAAAAAAUUUGUGAAAAAAAUUAUGUAAAAAUUGAAGAAUUUGAAUAA